UCUUGUUGCUUUGUUGUGCAAUUUGUUAGUUUUUUGUUUUUGUUUUCUUUUUUUGACUGAUUUUCUGGGAAAGAAUGAGAGAAAAGAAAGGGAAUUGGAUUUUUAAUGUUUUAAUUUGUCUGCCUUUCUUGAGUUGUGCAUAAAUUGAUGCUUUUCUUCUUGGGUUUGGUUUGAUGUUGAUUCUUUUCUUACAAUUUUUGCUCUCUUCUGUGCAAUUUGAUCAUCAUGUGGCUUUAAUAGUUUGAAGAUUAUCUUUCUUUCUGUGGGAAAGGAAAGCUCUGGUAAUUAGAAAUGGAUUUGGGCCUAGGCAUACCUGGAGAUGGAAGAUGCUUGUUCAGGUCUGUGGUUCAUGGUGCUUGUCUGAGAGCAGGGAAACCAUCUCCAAGUGAGAGCUAUGAGAAAGAACUUGCUGAUGAGCUCAGAGCUAAAGUAGCAGAUGAAUUUAUCAAGAGGCGGGCAGACACUGAAUGGUUCCUUGAAGGUGAUUUUGACGCGUAUGUUGUAGAGAUGCGGCAGCCCCACAUAUGGGGAGGAGAACCUGAGCUGCUCAUGUCCUCUCAUGUCCUAAAGGUGCCUAUCACGGUUUACAUGUGGGAUAAGAGGACUAAUUGCCUCAAAAUUAUAGCAGAAUAUGGUCAAGAGUAUGGUAGGGAGAACCCAAUUCGUGUUCUUUAUCAUGGUUAUGGACAUUAUGAUGCAUUGCAGAGCCCUGCUUCUGGAUCAAAGUUGUACAAGAAAAGAUAGAAGGGAUGUUUGCUGGUUUUUCAUCAUGUAUGGCCAUGUAUGAAAUUAUUACAGAAUAUUAUGCUUAGAUUUGCAAUCACAUUACAAUAAUAUUUUCAAAAGCUCUUAAGGGACAUGAUUGUGAAUUAAUACAAAGCAUGAGAUUAUGGAAGUCUUAGAUGUCAUUACUCAAAAAUGUAGUCAUCCCCAUUUUUAUUUUUUUAUGUUUGCUGUCUUUUCAUAAAUCCCUCGAUUUUUAACCUAAUUAUAUACACGUCUAUUCAAACUUGAAAGGUUCAAGGAGCACAAAUCACACCACUAAUAUAUGAGAUAGAGAAAGUGUGUUA
This is a messenger RNA of Cornus florida, 1070 nucleotides long. RefSeq names its product OVARIAN TUMOR DOMAIN-containing deubiquitinating enzyme 4-like. NCBI's taxonomy places the organism in Eukaryota, Viridiplantae, Streptophyta, Magnoliopsida, Cornales, Cornaceae. Gene Ontology annotation, cellular component: nucleus; cytosol. The record is from RefSeq and is a predicted model, not a curated record. Gene Ontology annotation, molecular function: cysteine-type deubiquitinase activity. Gene Ontology annotation, biological process: protein deubiquitination; endoplasmic reticulum unfolded protein response. Bases 292 to 744 code for a protein of 150 amino acids. The transcript has 6 exons.